GACAUUUACACAGAUCCAUCAGUGCCCAUCAGUGCUGCUUAUCAGUGCCGCCUAUCAGUGCCCAUUAGUGCUGGCUAUCAGUGCCCAUCAGUGCUGCAUAUCAGUGUAGCCUCAUCAGUGCCCAUCAAUGCUGUCUAUCAGUGCCCUUCAGUGCUGCAUGUCAGUGCAGCCUCAUCAGUGCCCAUUAGUCCCGCCUCAUCAGUGCCCAUCAAUGCUGCCUCAUCAGUGCCCAUUACAGUGCCACCUGUCAGUGUCCAUCACUACCAGCUGUCAGUGCUCAUCCAUGCCACCUGCCAGUGCCCAUCAGUGCCACAUCAAUGCCACAUUUCAGUGCCUACCAGGCAACAUCAAUGCCACAUAUCAGUGCCCAUCUGAGCUGCCUUUCAGUGUCACCCAUCAGUG
Messenger RNA from Staurois parvus, 402 nucleotides. NCBI's taxonomy places the organism in Eukaryota, Metazoa, Chordata, Amphibia, Anura, Ranidae. The record is from the annotation of a GenBank genome assembly.